Messenger RNA from Monodelphis domestica (gray short-tailed opossum), 10259 nucleotides. The record is from RefSeq and is a predicted model, not a curated record. NCBI's taxonomy places the organism in Eukaryota, Metazoa, Chordata, Mammalia, Didelphimorphia, Didelphidae.
UAAUGUUUUUUUAAAAAAAAGACUAAACAAGCUAAACUUAGAACCAUGUUCAUGCAUAUAUAAUUUAUAAUUGAAUAAAUGAAUUUCAAAAGAAAGAAGAUAGUAUAUAAGGAUAUGAUUUGCUUUUCCUUACCAUGGCUUAGAAUACAAGAAUGUUGGGCCUUGAGACAGGGAUGGAAUGGAACUAACAAGGUCUGGAAAAAAUGUUUGCCUAUAGUUUUGCAAAUCUAAUAAAUAGAUAUUUAAAUUGAAAGGGAAGGGAGAGAAAGAAAACUUUACUUAUAUCUACCCAGGUAGAUACCACAAAAAGUAACCACACCCAGAAAUACAUAAGAGAUAAAACAAAAAAGACAAUAGAACCUCUAACUUCAGGUUUAUAUACAAAUAUACAAAGCAUGAUUCAAAAUGAACUAAAUAUUUUAAAAUAGGCUUUAUUUAUUUUAAUAUUAUUCCCCCUACCCAUGCACCUCUUUAUGUGGUAUGAUUUACUCCAUUUUACUUUUUCCUUUGUGUUCCUCUUAGUACAAUCCUCUUUUUCCACCCCUAAUUUUUUUACAGAUCAUCCUAAACAUCUUAAUACUAUACCCUCUGCCUAUGUAUAUUUCUUCUACCAACUAUAAUGAAAACAAUUUUUAAGAGUUACAGAUAUCAUUUUUAUAUAUAGAUAUAUAAGCAUUUUGACCUUAUUGAUACCCUUAAAUAUUUUCUCUUAUUUACAUUUUUAUGGUUCUCUUGAAUUUUGUAUUUGGACAUCACAUUUUCUAUUUAAAUCUGGUAUUUUGUUCAGGAAUGCUUAUAAAUCUUCUAUUUUAUUAAAUGCGCAUACUUUCUCCUGAAAGUAUAUAGUCAAUUUUUAAAUUUUUUUUUAUUUUAUUUGGUCAAUUUCAAACAUUUUUCCUUGGUUAUAUAGUCAGUUUUGAUGGGUAGAGGAUUCUUGAUUAUAGAUCCAGCACUCUUGCCUUCCAGAAUAGCAUAUUCUGAGUGUCGUGGUCCUUCAGUGUGCAGGCUACCAGAUCCUGUGUAAUCUUGACUGCAGUUCCAUGAUACCUGAAUUUUGUCUUUCUGGCCAUUUGCAGUAUUUUCUCCUUGGUCUAGAAACUCUUGAACUUGGCUAUAACAUUCCUGGGAGUUGUCAUUUGGGGAUUUAAUGUAUGAUCUGUGGAUUCUUUCAAAAUCUAUUUUGCCCUCUUGUUCAAGAAUAUCAGGGCAGUUUUCUUGGAUAAUUUCUUGUAAUAUGAUAUCUAGGUUUUUUUUUUGUUUGUUUGUUUGUUUUUUUGGUCAUGGCUUUCAGGUAGUCCAAUAAUUCUCAGAUUGUCUCUCCUGGAUGUAUUUUCCAGGUCAGUUGUUUUUUCAAUGAGAAAUUUCACAUUUCCUUCUAUUUUUUUCAUUCUUUUGAUUUUGUUUCAUUAUUUCUUGAUGUGUUGUGAAAUUAUUCACUUCUACUUGCCCAAUUAUGGAUUUUAAAGACUGAUUUUUCAUCCAUAAUCUUUUGAUUCUCCUUUUCAAUUUGGUCUAUUCUGCUUUUCAUGGCACUCUUUUCAUCAUUUGACUUCUUUGCCUGUUCUUUAAGCAGGUCAAUUCUGGUUUUUAAUCCACUUAUUACUUCAUUUGAUUUCUGUGUAUCUCUUUCCAUUUGGCCAAUUUUGCCUUUUGAGCUAUUAUUUUCUUUUUGCAUUACUUUCAUUUCUCUUUCCCAUUUUUCUUCUAUCUUACUUGGUUCUUGAACUCCUUUUUGAGUUCCCCCAGAGCUCAUGAUCAGUUUCCUUUCUUUGAGAGUUUACAUGUGUUUGCUUGUUUUUCACCCUCUCCUGGAUGCUUCUGUCUUUUGCUCUCUUUCUCUGUAGAAAUGUUCCAUGUCAAGAGCUUUUUUUUUUGCUGCUGUUUACUCAUUUUCCCACUUGAGGACUGGGAGCCCUGCAAGUUGCUGGUCAUUUCUAUCUUAGCUUCUGUCUCACAGAAUUUUGCCCUGGGGCUAUCUUCAGUUCCCUGUCUGAGACCCAGAGAGUAAUCCCAGUACUAUAGAGCUCUGACCCUCUCCUCCAGGGUCUGGGAUUUCCAGGUGUAGGUCUGAGGUUUUUUUUUUUGUUGUUGGUCUAGCCCUCUUCAUAGUGUUUUCCCCUGAGGCUGUAUUUGCUGCUAAGAGAGUUCAGUGCUAUUAAGCUUCGAAUCCCACUGCCAGGGCCUGGAGCCUCCAGGGGUAGGUCUAUGGUAUUUUUCUUUAGUGUAGUCAGCCUCCUAGUAUACAGAGGUUGCCUAGGUCCUGACUCUGUUUCUGGCUCAGUAGGUGGGAGAGGUGGUGGGCCUGUGUUUUACCUUAUGCAGUUUUGCCCCCUUAUAAUGUGGAAAUCUCUGAAAAUUUCUCUGAAGGUGGAUAUUCAUAGUUAUUUUUCAAAUAGUCUUUUGGUUGCUAUAUUUAUUUUUCUCUUGCUUCUGCUCAUUUCACUCUUCAUAAUUCCAUGUAGGCUUUUUCAUGUAUUUUUUGUAAAGGUAUUUUAUUUUACCAAUUAUGUAUAAUAACAAUUUUCCAUAUAAGUUUUCCAAAGUUAUAUGAUCCAGAUUGUUCUCCUCCCUCCCUUCUGUCCCCCUUCCAAGAGAUAGUAAGCAAUUUGAUCUGGCUUAUAUAUGAAUUGUCAUUCACAACGUAUUUCCAUAUUGUUCAUUUUUGUAAGAGAAUACUCAUAUAAAACCAAAACCCUAAAUAAACCAAAGUGAAAAAUUGUAUGCUUUGAUCUGCAUUCUGACUCCAACAGUUCUUUCUCUGGUAGUGGAUAGCAGUCUUUUUCAUAAGUCCUUCAGAAUUGUUCUGGAUCAUUGUAUUGCUGAGAGCAGCUAAGUCUUUUACAAUUUAUCAUUCCACAGUACUGCUAUUACUUUGACCGGUGUUGUACUGGUUCUGCUUAUUUCACUCUGCAUCAGUUCAUGUAGGUCUUUCCAGCUCCUUCCAAAAUCAUCCUGUUCAUUAAUUUUUACGGCACAAUAGUAUUCCAUAACUGUCAUAUACCACAAUUUGUUCUGACAUUUCCCAAUUGAGAGACAUCCCUUUAGUUUCCAAUUCUUUGUCAUUGCACAAAGAGCAACCAUAAAUAUUAUUGUACACAUAGGUCUUUUCCCCCCACUUUUUUAUCUCUUUUGGAUACAGACCUAGUAGUGUUAUUACUGGAUUAAAGACUGCACAAUUUUAUAGCCCUUUGGGCAUAGUUCCAUCAGUUCACAACUCCACUAAGAAUGCAUUAGUGUACCAAUUUUGCCACAUCUCCUCUAAUAUUUAUCACUUUACUGUCAAAUUGGUCAAUCUCAAAGGUGUGAGGUGAUAAAUCAUAAUUGUUGUGAUUUGUAUUUCUGUAAUCAAGAGUGAUUUAGAAUGCUUUUCCCCUAUUUAUAGCUUUGAUUUCUUAAUCUGAAACCUGUUUGUUUGCAUCCUUUGACUAUGUGUCCCUUGGGGAAUGGCUUAUAUUCUUAUCAUUUGCCUUAGUUCUUUACAGGUUUGAGAAAUGAGACCUUCAUUAGAGAAAUUUGUUAUAAAUUUUUUCUCUAGUCUGUUGUUUCCUUUCUAAUCCUUGUUACAUUGGUUUUGUUUGUACAAAACCUUUUAAAUUUAAUAUGGUAAAAUUUAUUCAUUUAUCAUCUUAUAAAAUUCUCUAUCUCUUAUUUGGUCACAAAUUUUUCCCUUCUCCACAGAUCUGACAGUAUUAUUCUGUGUUCCCCAAUUUACUUAUGGUACCACCCUUUAUUUCUAAAUUAUAUACCCAUUUUGACCGUAUUUUGGUAUAGAGUGUGAAAUAUUGGUUUAUACCCAAUUUAACAUUCAUUUUUAAAUAUUUUGAGCUCCCAAUUUCCUCUCCCUCCAAAUCUAUUAAACCUCCUCCACUCAUUGCAAAAGCAAGUUAUACAUGUGAAGUCAUACAAAAUAUUUUUCCAUGUUAGCUAUGUUGCCAAAAAGUGAGAAAAAAAAGGGAAAAAUAUAUGCUUUGAUCUUCACCCAGUCACGCAUGAAUUAGAGAUUUUCAUAUUAGGGGGGAAGUUUUCUCAUCACUGAAACAUGGAGAGUAACCUUGUAUAUUGAGAAGAUAUAUUUGAGAAGGAAUCCUAGGAACCAUUUGGGGAAGCUAGAAAGAGAGCACAAAGGUAAAGAUCAAUUAAAGGCAGAAAAAGAAGACAGGAAGAAGAAAUAUCUAAGAAGUUUGGGGAAUAAGACUCAAGCCUGACAUAUAGAUGUAUGAUUUUCUAGUGAGGAAGCAUAGUGAUUGUAUCUGGAUAUCUCAGCUAAAACUGAAUCUAUCAGAAUCAAAGUACCUAAUAAUUUAUUGCUUUGACAGUGAUAAUUUUAUUUGUGAAAAGGAACAGUGGAGAGAAAUAACCAGGAUUUAUGAGAGAGGAGAAGGAAUGCUAAACACAAUCUGACAUACACUCUUUAUUUUUGGUGAAUGGUUUAUAGUGUUCAGAGAAAGGAUAGGUAGGAUUUCAUGAGAAGGGAAGGAAAGAAAAGGACAUAAGCAUUUAUAUGGCUCCUACUAGAUGUCAGGCUUCUGUGCUAAGUGCUUUUUAUAAUUUAUCUCAUUUGACUUUCACAAUAGUCCUGUGAGGUAGGUGCUAUAUCCUCAUUUUACAGUUGAGGAAAAUGAGACAGAAGUUAAAUGACUUGCACAGUUAGUUAAGUGACCUAGACUGGAUUUGAAAUCAGAUGUUUCUUACUCUUAGAGUACUCCAGGCUUUAUCCACUGUACUACCAACUGAUUUAUGGAUGAAAAUUGUGCAGGGAAAGUCAGCCUAGGAAGGAUAGGAAACUCUCAAGAAUGAAAUUCUGAGGUUACAAAGAGAAAAAAAUCUGAUGAAUAAAAAAGGGAGUUGUGUAAAAAGACCAGUGUAGGUGCAUGUGAAUCUUAUUUUUCUUUUAAAAUAGCUGUGUAUACAAGAUGCAAAUAAUGGAGAAUGAAUCUGAAAGCCCAACAAGGGGGCUAUAUGAUAAAGUUAGGAGUUAGAUGGUCAUAGGAAACUAAGGACAACACAAAGGGCUUUUUGAGCUCUUUGGGAGGGGGAAGCAAAAUGAAAGAAGAAAAAGGAACCACUGCUUUGGUGUUUCAGGGACAAUGGUAAUUGAUAACAUUAAGAAGAUGAAGUUUCCUUUGCCAAGGAGGAUUAUCUUGGGACAGAAUCAGGCAUUCGCAACGUAUUUCCAUAUUGUUCAUUUUUGUAAGAGAAUACUCAUAUAAAACCAAAACCCUAAAUAAACCAAAGUGAAAAAUUGUAUGCUUUGAUCUGCAUUCUGACUCCAACAGUUCUUUCUCUGGUAGUGGAUAGCAGUCUUUUUCAUAAGUCCUUCAGAAUUGUUCUGGAUCAUUGUAUUGCUGAGAGCAGCUAAGUCUUUUACAGUUUAUCAUUCCACAGUACUGCUAUUACUUUGACCGGUGUUGUACUGGUUCUGCUUAUUUCACUCUGCAUCAGUUCAUGUAGGUCUUUCCAGCUCCUUCCAAAAUCAUCCUGUUCAUUAAUUUUUACGGCACAAUAGUAUUCCAUAACUGUCAUAUACCACAAUUUGUUCUGACAUUUCCCAAUUGAGAGACAUCCCUUUAGUUUCCAAUUCUUUGUCAUUGCACAAAGAGCAACCAUAAAUAUUAUUGUACACAUAGGUCUUUUCCCCCCACUUUUUAUCUCUUUUGGAUACAGACCUAGUAGUGUUAUUACUGGAUUAAAGACUGCACAACUUUAUAGCCCUUUGGGCAUAGUUCCAAAUUGCCCUCCUGAAUGGUUCUAUCAGUUCACAACUGCUGCCAGUGCGAUCUCAGGCAAGUGAUUUUACUCCUUUGAAUUUCAGUUUCUUCAACACCUUAAUAUGAGGGGAUUAGAUUUAACCUCAAAGAACCCUUCAAGCCUUAAAUAUGAUUUUUGCAAAAGUUAGAACAAAAGAAAUAGCUAGUGGGGAGUUGAACCCUAAGAUUAGUAGGGAGAUGUUAAGAGAGUACCAAGCUGCCCUUAAUGAGGCCUAAAUAAAUGAUUUUCUUGUAAAAAAUCUUAGAAAAUAGGGAAAGUACUUCAGAAUUAGAGGCCAAAUGUUCUGAUUUUCAAAAAUUGAAGAUUAUAGAGUUUGACAAAUGUAAUUGAUAGUGGGCUUGAUAUUGAUUCCUGGUAAAAUUCUAAUAUGCAAUUGUUUUUUUAAACCCUUACUUUCAGUCUUAGAAUCAAUAUUAAGUAUCCAGUCCAAGAAAGAAAGGUGAUAAGGACCAGGCAAUGGGGGUUAAGUGAUUAGCCCAGGGUCACACAGCCUGAAGUGCCUAAUUUGAAUCCAGGACCUAAAACCCACUAUUCAAGGGAUGAUUAGCACACAUGCAGAAUCCAAAAUUUUAAUCCCUGCUAAGUCAUCAUGAUCAGGGCAAAGCAAUUAGGGAGACUGCUGUAUUAGGGAUCCUGAGCUGUAAGGUCAGCCCCCUCAUUUUAUCGAUGAGGCGACGCACAUUUGACUUAAGCUCUCCCGUACUUUUCGCUACUGAGAUGGGGAAAGGUGAACUAGAUGGAGUCUAAAACUCAUUGAUCUGGAUCUGCUCUUUCCCACCAUAGAGAAUGAUUUUGGCUCUAGGGUCUUCCUUUACCUAGGGGGCGCUCUGUUGACCUGCGCUCUCAGUUUCCCCUUGCAAAAAGCCUUCCUAAAAUCAUUUCCGUUGACGUCACUCCGUUGGCGUCAAGGAGCAGGCGCACUGAGUGUCAGUGGUAUUUUGGGCGUUGUCUUCUGCUCCCAGAGUGCACUUCGUGCUGAGAGAGCUGCCGCGUGGUUCUCACAGACGGAGGCCGUAAGCGGUUCUUGGUCAUUUGGCGGCCUUGUCUUUGGAGGACGAAUUUCUCUAAAGCCAAUAUCCUAACAGACGAAAAAGACUGCCCCUGGGACUACAGGGGCUACGAACAAAAUGCUUUCCAAAGCAGCUGCAAAAGACUGGUCUAAUUCUAACGAAGAAAGGUAUGACCGUAGACGGGGGGAACUGUUGAAAAAUCAGCCCACAUUGCCUGAACAAUUUUUUGGGGACUUUGCGGGAAAUAUUUACGGAGUAAAGGAUGAUACUGCAGGCCCUUUGUGUGACAAAUGUGAAUUCCCCGUUAAAGUUUAUGGGCGCUUGAUACCCUGCAAGCAUGCUUUUUGCUAUGACUGUGCUAUUUUGCCUAAGGAAAAGGGAGUUAGAGUGUGCCCGGGCUGUAAUAGUUCUGUGCAUCGAAUUGAACAAUGUUUGCCGGGUUCUAUCUUCAUGUGUGACACUGUUCAGGGGUGCAAGAGAACCUACUUAUCUCAAAGAGACUUACAGGCUCACAUCAACCACCGCCAUAUGGGCGUGGUAAAACUGGUUACUCCUAUGACUGAAAAUGGCCGUGCUCCUGUUGCCUCGCCACCCACUCAAGUUAUUGAUAGUUUUAUGAUGCCUGUAGACAAGCGUUAUGCAAGCCACAUUCCUCCAGAGCAGCCCACCACGACGCCAUUACUUCCUUUUCAGUGUGCGCCCAGUGAGCAUUAUAAUCAACCACAUGAGGAUAUUCGAGCUCCUCCUGUGGAGUUCUCAAUGCUUCCACUGGAUACCGCAUCUCCUUGGGGCAGGCAGGAAACUGUAAAAAGAAAAUGCAGCAAUUUAAUAACCGUUCCUAUUCGUGAUGAUUUAAAUUUAGGCGCACAACCGCCUCCAGUCUCGGCAUUUGAUCGCCACCAUUCUGAAUUUCAGGGGCAACUAUUUUCUCGCCCUCAUCAUACUAUACCUCCCCAACAAUUUUAUGUACCACCACCAUUACCACCACCUUUUCCUCCUCCUCCUCCUCCGCUACCGCCACCGCCACCACCGCCGCCCCCACCCCCACCAGGAGCAGUAAGCCAUUCGAUGCGGUAUUCUUUCCAGGCACAAGGUACUCCUUAUGUGCGCUAUAGCCAAGUUCCUCCUCCAUCAAUGACCUCUGUUCUACCACCAGUUAACCAACCCCUUGAUCAAAUUAUUGCCCAGAUGGCACCACGUAUGCAUCAUCCUCUGCCAAGACUUCCUUCCACAUUUCGGGGAGGCCUCCCCGUAAAAAUUCGUAGACCGUACCAGUAUAAUCCUAACUCUUUUCUGCCGUUUCCUGAAAAUCAAAGACCUCUAAAUCCUUCAAUCCCACAGCCAGGAAAAAUGAAUCCUGGUAUGUGGGGUGCAUCAAGAGGACGACCUCAACUUCCACCAAUACAGAGUCCAUAUCGAGGUGCAUUUUCGGGACCAUCUUAUCCUAAUCGGAUGAGAAAUAGACUCUAUUAACAGUGAUUGAACUGUGAUGGUCUCCUUCCUGGAAGUUGAGACCUGAGAACUGAACUGAACAUACAAAAGGAGUUCGAGUGAGACACAAGAUGGAACUGAAUAUAAAAUGGGGUUUAGGGUGGGACUGAACUAAAGAUAUUGUGGAGUUUCAAAGAAUCUGUACUGUAUAUGAAAUAUGUUUGGGGGUGAGUAAAGUUACCUUGAGGCUUCAAGGGUGAAACUGAAUUGCAUAUAAAAUAGGGGUUGGGAUGGGAAUGAAGGAAAGAUUGUACAGUAUGGGUUCAAGGGUGAAACUGAAAAAUAUAUAUAAAAAAUGAGGGUUGGAGUGAGAAAGACCUGAAAUUACAGGUUUGGAGGUUUGGAGCAAAACUAAACUGUAUAAAAUGGGGAUUGGGUUGGGAAUGCCCUGAAAAUAAAGUAGGGGUUAAAGAAUAAAACUAAACUGUAUAUAAAACAGGGGUUGGGAUAAUACUGAACUGGAGAUACAGUGUGUGUUCGUGGGUGAAAACUGAACUGUAUAAAAUGGGGAUUGGAAUGGGAAUGAACUGAAAAUAAAUAGGGGUUCAAGGUUGAGACUGAACUAUAUGUAAAAUGUGGGUGGGGGUAGAACUGAACUGAAGAUACAGUUGGUGUUUAAGAGUGAAACUGAAUUGUAUUAUAAAAUGGUUAAUGGAAUGGGAAUGAACUGAAGAUAAAUAGGGGUUCAAGGUUGAGACUGAACUAUAUGUAAAAUGUGGGUGGGGGUAGAACUGAACUGAAGAUACAGUUGGUGUUUAAGGGUGAAACUGAAUUGUAUUAUAAAAUGGUUAUUGGAAUGGGAAUGAACUGAAGAUAAAUAGGGGUUCAAGGUCGAGACUGAACUGUAUAUGAAAUGGGGGGGUCAGGGUGUGAUUGAACUGAAGAUUCAGUGGGAGUUGGUGUAGGAGAAACUUUAUUCUUUAAAUAUAUUUUGAGAGAGGAGAAAUGCUCUUACAGAGGUGACUGGCAAAUACUUUGGGGGUCUUAUUACUUUAAAAUGUUUUUAAGCCUUGACCUUAGGACUGUUCCUAUUGUGGUAAAUUGCCCCAGAGUUGAUUAUUUUGUAAUAUUAUUUUUCCAUGGGGGAAGUCAAACAUUGUGCCCCUUUCAGAAGUAUUGCUUUUGUUAAUUCAGUAUUUAGUUUAUUUUUUCUUGUUGUAAAAUGUGUAAAAUGAUGAAAUUUCAUUAAGUUUGUUAAAAAGAGAACUGAGUAACCCAGUUAGAGUAAUGGUUCACUGUUCAUUUGAAAAGAAAUCUUUAGUAGAAUGACCCAGGAAUCUGUUCUUGGGUUUUUUUUUUUGGUUAUUUUAAAUAUUUUAAGCAAUAACAUAUAAAAGUUAGAGAUAGAAAGCUUACCAAGUUUUCAGAUACUGUUUUCUCUUAGAAAGCUGAGAGGGAGAGUUAACAGGAUGGAGGAUGGGAGUUAGAAUCUAGAAACAUGAAUAUAAGAUGCUUUAUUACAGCAAUACAAAUAACAUUUUUAUUUGGGUUCAAAAAUCAGCUUGAUUGGUAAGAAAUGCAGGAGACAUGAGCAGAUACAGGAGUAAAUACACUUGAAGAUGAUCUAGGUAUUUUAGUGGACUAAAAGUGUCACCAAUAUGAAUCACCAGUAUGACAGAGCAGUUGCAAAAAAAAAUCUCCCAUGAUUUAAAACUGCCUUAAGACAGGGAUAAUGUAUAGGACUAAGAAGGGCCAUCUAUCUAUAUGCUGUACUGUCCAUGGUUGAGGGCUUCACAUGGCCUACAUUUUCUAGGCCCUCACUUUCCCUAUAAUGUUAGAAACCAAAGUACUUUUCCUUGGUCUCCACUUUCCUAUGUGUCAUCUAUUCCUAUUAGCAUAUUGUAAUAAAUUCUUUUGUUAAUAGACCAAAGAAUUCUGUGUAUCCCUCUGCUGAAUGUCAACCAUUUGCUUUCCAUUGUGCUUCCUGACCCUGGUUCCUGCAUUUUCUUACAUGAAUACGUUUUCUCAAUAAAGUGUUACCCUGUUUAA